This is a messenger RNA of Puccinia triticina, 663 nucleotides long. RefSeq lists its product as uncharacterized. The transcript is spliced from 5 exons. Bases 1 to 663 code for a protein of 220 amino acids. NCBI's taxonomy places the organism in Eukaryota, Fungi, Basidiomycota, Pucciniomycetes, Pucciniales, Pucciniaceae. The record is from RefSeq and is a predicted model, not a curated record.
AUGUCCAGCCAUCUCUACGCUUUACGCUCUUGGGAAGCUAAGCAGCUUUGCAAUUCCCGACUCAACUGGCUCCUCAUGGGACACCAGUGGAAGGCCAUCAUCCUGGAUGGAUCCUACUGCGGCUUGGUAGUCAUAUCUAUGAAGCAAUCGAUUUGCAAACCGAUGUUCUUCUGUUUGUUAUCAGGCAAUUCUAGAGCGUCUGGAUUCACACCCACUCACAGUCAAGUCGACAAUGGGCCUAGAACCAGGAACUUCAUUCAGUUGAUCGGCAAAAACGAUCCAUCUUACCAAUCAGAGGGAGGCGCAGAUUUCGGAGAACAUGGCCAUCAUCCCGCAUUUCAGCGGACUAAUUAUCAUGACCCUCAGCCGAAUCUCGAUGCAAAGCCAUCUUCCACUCCGGUGUUCAAAGACUUGGCCAAAUGGGAACUUUCGGAAAGUGCGAAAGACAAACAGUCGGUGGAUAGUCCAGCAAGCAUCGAUAUCGAGGAAGUUGCGUCCAGUCUGUCCUCGCGAUUUCGUACCGGUACUUCUGAAGGAAAUGCUUCGCAUCAUCCAAUGCAGAAAAAACAAAAAAGUGGGUAUGCCCCUCAGUUCUCGGGGGCAAAUUUUGUUUCUGUUUGGGUAUCACCCAAGGUGGUUCAAAGUAAAAACCCAAAUAUUUAG